GAUGCUCAGCCAGACAGUCCUCGUCCUGGCCCUCGUCGCCUGUGUUGUGGGUUCAGCGUUACCGGUGCGUCGUUUUCCGCACACUGGACCGGCCCGACGUUUCGCUGUCUCCAGGGGACGCAUCUUCGGGGGACACGACGCCACCAAAGGCCAGUUUCCUUACCUGGUAUCCCUGCACCACGACAUCCUGGGUACCCAGUACCACGCCUGUGGUGGCUCCAUCCUCACCAGCAAUGCCAUCCUCACCGCCGGUCACUGCGCUGUGGACGAUACAGACGUUUUCGCCGUGGCCGGAGAACACGACUUGAGCAGCGAUGAGGGCACCGAACAGGAGAUCCGAGUCUCACAGCAGAUCGUGCAUCCUGACUUCGCUGGUGGAGUAGCUCCAAACGACAUCGCCGUCUUCAUCCUGGAGUCCUCACUGUCUCUGGGCACGUACGUCCAGACCAUCGGCUUGCCGACCUCUGGUUCACUACCUGCAGGUGGAUCAACCGCCGUCACUGCUGGCUGGGGUAGAACGGAGACCGCUGGCGAACCUAAAAUUCUGCAGACCGUCGACGUCAGCAUCAUCGACUACGAAACUUGCAGCCAAGAUAUCGACGAACUGGGUUUCGGAAAUCCGCUUACAGACACCAUGAUCUGCACGGGACCUCUCUAUGACGGCAUCUCUGUCUGUUCUGGAGACUCUGGUGGCCCCCUGGUGCAGGACGGCUUGCUGAUCGGCGUGGUGUCCUGGGGACUGAACAUGUGUGGAUACCCGGGCGCACCGUCCGUCUACACAAGGGUAUCCGCUCACCUGGACUUCAUCAGCGAAAAUCUGUGA
Schistocerca serialis cubense is the source of this 823-nucleotide messenger RNA. Its product is annotated as trypsin-1-like. The transcript has 7 exons. Gene Ontology annotation, biological process: proteolysis. Lineage: Eukaryota; Metazoa; Arthropoda; Insecta; Orthoptera; Acrididae. Gene Ontology annotation, molecular function: serine-type endopeptidase activity. The record is from RefSeq and is a predicted model, not a curated record. The coding region runs from base 2 to 823 and encodes 273 amino acids.